CAAUGAAAGACAGAGAAGUGAAGAAAAUUCCCACGUUUAUUAACGUCCUCUGAAGGCAUCAGCAGGGCUGUAAAGAAUCCGAGCAUCACUUAAACGCAUCGCAAGCCUGGUUGAGCGGAAGCGUCCGACCAGACACAGCUGAGAGUUUAACGAGACCGAACCAAGACCAGGACCCGCACAAGAGGUCCGUGUCGUCCGUGUCAGUGUGACUGGACCGGGAAACAAACCGGAACCGACUGACACGACGUCCGGGUCUGAUCCGAGAGACAGAACCCUGGAAGAGCCCUGGAUCCUCGAUCCUCAAGGAGAUCGCUGUGAGUCCAGGAUGUACUUCCUGUCUCUGAUCCUAAUCAGACUGUGGACCUAUUAGAUCUCAGAGGAGUCAUGAGCUUCGGAUCUGAGUCCUGGCAGUGGUUCAGGGUCCUGCUGGACUAGACUAACAGCAGUGUUUCUUAGACUUUCCAAGGAUCGGGACUAUGGGACCUCCGGUCGUUCAGGGAGCUCCUGUUGUACCAAAGAUGGGGGUCAGGGCCCGAAUGUCCGACUUGUCUCAGAGGAGGGAUGCUCAGGAGGGUCUGAACUUGAGCUUUCUGAGUCAACCUCCCCAUUCCAACAAGAGUCUGGACCCCCAGCCCAGGUCAGAGACCACAUUCCCAGUUCGCCCGAGUCCUUCCACCAGCAGGAGUUUGGCAAGGAUGAAGAGAAGCAACAGUGAGGUGACGAUCAGUGAUGUCAGAGCUGAAGACAUGGACCCUGCUGCCAUCAAUCGAAACACAGGCGCGAGUCUGAGGCGAAAGUGCUGCAGCACUUCGACACUGGACCGCCAAAGUUUGUCACGAUCCACUGAGACUCCUUCCUGGAGGCUGGAGCAGCACGUGCCCAGCGCACCGCCUCCAUUCCCAGAACCUCCACAGCCUCAUGCUGCACUGUCGCCCAGUCUGCAGACCGCCGCUCGCAUUGCUCAUGGGGAUGUCAUCUAUGUACCCGACUACGUGAACGCUUCGGUUUAUGUGUCGCAUGUUCAGAAAACAAAGCCGGAGACAUCGAUCCUCAGCAGACUAAGGAAUCAGAGGACAAACAGGGACAUAAGCCCCAGUGUGAUCUCUUACAAAUGCUUUUCUCAUUAUGAUAGUCAGAGUGUCCUCUUCGACUUCAGCAGUGGCUUUGUCCACCAAGCAGACCUCCAGCACAGAAGGAACAUCUCCACCUCUGGAUGUGAUGUGUUUGAUGGUUUAAGCCCUGAUGAACGUGAAAAAAACAACUUUCUGGUGAGUAGCUGUCCAUUCUUUCAUAAUGAGAUUGGAGGAGAGACGGAGAGGAGGCUGGGCCUGACUCGGGCCAACACCUCCACCUGCGGUGCUGCAGCGGACACAUCCUUCAGCGAUCCGCCGCUCAGCAUCCGCCGCACCAAUGCGAGCAUCUCAGUGUUGGAGUUCAGUGGAGGAACUCGGGCGUUCGACCAAAACCUGCUGAAUAAUCACGACAUUGAACACAUUGACCUGGGAGCCAGAUACUACCUGAAAUACUUCUACAACCAAGAUCACCAAAAUUAUUUUGGCAUUGAUGAGAACUUUGGUCCGGUGUCUCUGAGCCUCCGGCGAGAGAAACUGGAGGAGAGGAAUGAUGAGACACAGUACAACUACAGGAUGAUCCUCAGGACUGGUCAGCUGUCUACCCUCAGAGGAUCCAUCACAGAGGAGUCUAUCCCAUCUUCAUCCAAACACGGGACCAGUCGACGUCUUCCUCUGAGGGAUGUUCUCGAAUUUGUGGUUCCUCAACUUAGCAUCCACAGUCUCAGACUGGCUGCCGAUUCACCCAGAGUCCCUGAACUGCUGCUGCAGCUGGACCAGCAGGAGCUGAGGUUCCAGCGCAAAGUGGGUGUGUUAUUCUGUCGGGCUGGUCAGUCCACCGAGGAGGACAACAGUGACUCUGGCAGUCCCGCUCUAGAUCAGUUCCUGGACCUUCUGGGCCACAGAGGUCCACUGAAAGAUACCAGCGAUGACUCAACAGGGAGGCAGUCAGUUUUUACAACGUUCAGAGAAUUCAAGCUGAUGUUCCACGUCUCCACGGCAAGCAGCCCUCAGCAGCUGCUCCAUAAAAGUCUUACUGGGAAUGACUUCGUCACAGUAAUCUUCCAGGAGCCGAACUCCCCGCCCUUCACUCCGCAAAACAUCUGCUCACAUUCCCAACACGUCUUCAUCAUCGUUCGAGUCCACCGCCCCUGCAGCCAGCACACCUGUUACAGUGUUGCAGUGUCCAGGCAUAGAGACAUCCCGUUCUUUGGUCCCUUGAUCCCACCAGGUUGGAUGUUUUCAGCCUCACCUGAAUUCAGAAAUUUCCUGCUGACGAAGAUCAUUAAUGCUGAAAACGCUGCGCACAGGUCAGAGACCUUUGUCACAAUAACAGCACAGCGCAGACAGGAGCACCUGAAGGAGCUGGUGGAAAACUUUUCCACAUCAGUGCUAGUGGACUCAUCAUCUUCCAUCAAGUUCAGCUUCAUCUCUCUGGGAGUAAAGAAAAAAGAGCGCCGCGCACCACGGCCUCAUGCUUACCUGAACAGCGCCGGGGCUCUCACCUGGAGUGUGACAGCAAAAGACUUCAGCUGCUCUUUUGAUGUACCAUGCCAGCUCGCCGUCUCCAGUGAGUUUGUGGUGCUUGUAGAGGAAGCCAGCAGACAGGUAGUGUUUCACUGUUACUGCAGAGACGUGAUUGGCUGGAACGCCGGCCACAAAGGCAUUAAACUUUUCUACGAACACGGAGACUGUGUAAUGCUGUCAACACGAGAGAGAGGCUGGGAGGACAGCCGCGAGAUCGCCCAGAGACUGCAGCUGGUGACUCGUGGCAGUCCUGCUGUGGACAUGAUUCUGAGGAGGAACCGUCACGGUCAGCUUGGGUUUCACGUGAACUUUGAAGGAGUGGUGGCGGAUGUUGAGACCAACAGUUUUGCAUGGAAGGAGGGUCUCCGGCCCGGCUGUAGGAUAAUGGAGAUCUGUGCAGUCGCCAUAGUAAAGCUAUCACAUAAACAGAUGAUUGAGCUGCUGAGGACAUCGAUGAACGUGAGCGUGGUCGUUAUUCUGCCGCACAGAGAUGGGACACCGCGCAGGAGUUUCUCAGAAAUCUACCAAGUCCCGAGGUUUGAGUACAAACUGGACUCUGACAUCACUUCCUACCCAUUAAGAGUAACCCCACCCACCUGGCACAAGGUGUUAGAAGCUCCGCCUACUCAGAGCAUUCCAGAUGAACUGGAACAGAAGCUGAGACCAAUUAAACAAAUGAAUGAGGGAUCCAGGUCACCAAGCAAACGCUCGACUUCGGUUGACCCCGGACCACCUUUGACCCCACAAAGCCAUGCCCGGUGGGGAGCUCGUCCUGAUUGGUCAGUCAGCUCUGAAGAAGGCUCACUUGAGAAGAUUGGGAGAUCUAAAGAGGCCAGUCACCUUUGUCAUCAUGAUCAUCCUCAUUGUGUGACAAAGGCUCGGAGGGUUUUUCAGCCGAGUCUGACGGAUGCCAACAACACGCUUUCCAGCAGCAGCGGCAGCGAGGGCAGAUACUCCGACCAUCAUCUCGCUGACACUAAGAUGCCUUCAAUGGACAGCGGAAUUGACUCCGCCCCCUGCACAUCAUCGGCCCAACCAGCUGUGGCUGGGGCGACGCUGGUCCUGAGCGAUAUCCAGAGAGGCAAAUGGACAAUCUCAGCCGGUCACAUGACUAACCUGAGUGAGAUCUGCUCUCUGUCCUGUGACUGUCAUGGAUCCACCAGCUGGUCUGAGGGCAGGUCCAAAAGCAGUUCCUCUACCAGCUCACCUGAGGCCUUAAUCACAUGUAAAGAAGGCUCCACUAAGGAAACGGGGCUUACUCAAGAGGGGGAGGGGCUGAAGAGAUCCAGCAGGUGCAACAGAUUAAGCUGUGUUCCAAUAAAAGAUGUUGGUGUGAAGCAAUCUGAUGUCACUGCAGGUGAACAGUUGGUGUUACUAAGGCUGCUCCUGUCAUAUCAUCAUAAUGAUCAUCAUCUCUGGUUAAUUAGUAGAAACAGGAAGCACAAUGAACUUUCCCAUAAACACAUGUUGAAGCCCAUCAGAGUCCCUGGUGUUCCUCCUCCGUCUACAUGGAGAUCUCUGACCCACACGAUGUCACGUGACAUGUUAUACGGGAUUUUGUUUUGCUGUUCUCAGCUGCCGUCGGACCACCUGCCUCCACGUCUCAACAGCACGCUACCGCCCACCAUCGGCAGAAAACUGCCACUGCCGCUACAGAGGAGUAACCGCUCUUACUCUGACAGCUUAUUGGCUCUGAGGUCUGGAGAUAAACACAUGCCGCUCCCACAAGCCUCAUCACAGCUGGACUGGUUUCACCUGGAGAGCACUCAAGCCUUCAAAGCGGACAUCAAUCAGACACAACCCACACUGGGGGUGACAUCACAGAGCUCCGCCCUGGAGGACAGUGACAUCACAGCCCACUCCCUCUCAGGUGAAGUCCUCCGACUGGAAGAGAUUCUUCAGCAGCUGCAGCUCGACCUGCUAAAGGAGCAGCGGGACAAAGCUGCACUGCAGCAGCAGGUGCUGAGCCUCCGUCAGGAGAACCACCGCCUGCAGAUGGAGAGCCACAGCGCCGCCAAGCACAUCAGGAGGUUUGCCGCCUGGAUGCUGCGCCAGGAUUCAUUACCAUAGUAACACCACUAGCAUUUACUGCCCAUUCAGCUCUGUGUCACAUGGCACACAGCGGAUCGUGGUGACGAUGAAGAGUUUGGACCGUGAGCAGAACAAUUGAUCGCUAAAUUGAUUGCUGAACAGCACGAAGCAGCACGCUGGAUGAAGAUGAGGUGAUCUGACGGGUUACCUUGAAGUAGGCGGAGCCUCUCUAUGAUUCUUGCUGUUAUUUGUUUUCACACAGAGAUGCAGUGAAUUAGUGGCAGCACCACGAGCUGACCUCCGUGCGCUUCCACCUCUGUCAGCAUCGGAGCAGCUGGCAACGAUGAGCUUUUACUAAACGCCUCAGCGCAGAUGUUUAAGGAUGUGUUUUCUCUUCAGACUGUGGAUUAUAGAGAUGUUUUAUCCAAGCUGAAUCAGCUGAUCCAGAAUCAGCUGAUUAAUCCAAAACUCUUCUUUCAUGUGCAGAGAGAUCCGUCCUGCUCUCUUUCUGCUGUUACGUGUCUUUAUUUUUGUAAAGGUUUACAUCAGAAUUUACUUUUUUGGCCUAGAUUUCCUGGACAUGAUGUGAUUAAUACUGUAAUUACAGCAGCAUUCACAGAUAGAAGGUUCUUAUUUGGAAACAUUUUCAUCAGGUCGAUCGUUUCAGUUUAUAUAUUUUAUAUCUGUAUAUAUAAAAUAUGUGUUUCAUUUGGUCAGCAAUGAGCAGCCUGAGGAGGCGCUGUGGAGCCGCAUGUGUUUAAGCUGGCUGCAGGCUUGAUGUGAAUGAAGGUGAGGAAAGGUAAACGUGUAGUGGGCCCUGAGCAGUCACAUGACCGAGCCUCCAAGUCUGUGGACUUCAUAAACUCAGUGCGGCUUCAGGAGGAGCAGCCAAUCAGCUGUCAGAUGCUGCCCCCUGGUGGAAACAGCUGUGUAAUAAAAACUCAGUUUGUUCACCAUGGCAACAGUAAACCUUUACACUUUAUUUCUCUGAUCAAAAUAAACAUUGGAAACAG
This is a messenger RNA of Oreochromis aureus, 5641 nucleotides long. Its product is annotated as signal-induced proliferation-associated 1-like protein 2. Bases 477 to 4667 code for a protein of 1396 amino acids. Gene Ontology annotation, cellular component: cytoplasm. Lineage: Eukaryota; Metazoa; Chordata; Actinopteri; Cichliformes; Cichlidae. The transcript is spliced from 21 exons. The record is from RefSeq and is a predicted model, not a curated record. Gene Ontology annotation, biological process: activation of GTPase activity; regulation of small GTPase mediated signal transduction. Gene Ontology annotation, molecular function: GTPase activator activity; protein binding.